AUGAGCUCAGCGUCUCAGGAGGAGGCAGAGCGCUCGGCCGGGUUCGGCGAGCAGCUGCGCGGCUGGCAGGUGGCCGUGCUCUCCCAGACACCGGCGCAGCUGCAGGCCGUCAAACUCGACUGCUGCUGCGAGCUGCGGCGGCUGCUGCAACGGCUGCCGCAGCUGGCACGCGCUCAGCAGGCCGGCUGGCGGCUGCUGAGCGACCAGCCGGCCCGCGCGCGCCUGCUGAGCUCCUGGCACGCCGUGGAUCUGUACGAGGUGGUUCAGCUGACACUGGGAGCCGCCCACCACGCCGACUUCUACUGCGUCACCAACGCCGCGUCCGAGUUCGAGGGUCUCCUGCAGUCGGACUCGGGGCCCGGCGCGUUCCUCAGUUUCGUGGACAGACUGGUGGCCAGGCUGUUGGGCAGGGAGGGCGGAGGGGCCGCCGACACGGGCGGUGCUCAGAGUGUGGAACACUGCGCGCGCUGGGCGCUGCUCGCCUGGGACACCUUCUGCAGGGAGGUGCUGCGCAGGAUGCCGCAGAACGGAGCGGCCGGCGGCCUGUACCACUGGCUGACCGAGUACCUGCAGUACCGUCUGCAGCUGAUCUGUACCCGUCGGGCAGCCACCGGGAGGCUCUCGGAACUCUGCUCGACAGAGUACAACGCCGGCGGCAGCGGCAGCAGCGACAAUAGCUGCGCCGGCAGUGACGACAGCGGCGUGCAGCGCUCCCCGCCGACCGGUCAGCCGUCCCCCGAGUACCCCGGCCCCCAGCGGGGGGCGCAGCAGACUCCAGGGGACGGCUUCCCCGCCGGGGCCGGCCACCCGGCCGACUGGCCCAAACACGAGCACACUGACACCUAUUGUGCUGAAUCUGGAUGAAGGAUGAAAAAUAUGGAAAGAGAAGUGUAAAAGGCAAUAGAAACACUUAUCUCCGACACUAUCGUGGUGAAAACUAUAACGGAGAAAUGGCGAAGACUGACAAUCUGUGUCUGGGUGUAUGAAGAUCAUAGGCCGCUUAUUCCUCUUCGCUGCGGGCGAAGAGAACUGCAGCAGGGAGACGUCUAAAAUCUUCCCCCAGAUAAGAUUUUACUGAGUUAGUUGGAAACUUCUGUCUGGAUUAUUUAUGGAAAUUUGACAAUGUGCAGUGAAAAUAACUGACCGUUAAUCUUGUGUGAAAUAAAGUUUGGGCUGUAUGA
Amphibalanus amphitrite is the source of this 1181-nucleotide messenger RNA. RefSeq lists its product as uncharacterized. The transcript is spliced from 7 exons. Bases 1 to 864 code for a protein of 287 amino acids. The record is from RefSeq and is a predicted model, not a curated record. Lineage: Eukaryota; Metazoa; Arthropoda; Thecostraca; Balanomorpha; Balanidae.